CACCUACACCGUCGCCCACUCUGCGCAGACAGCGUAGCCUGCCUCCAAGCCUUCCUUCCUUUGCCAGUUCGUCUUCGUUUGUUCACCGUACACUCCACCCGCGUAUAUCAAACAAACAUCAUGACAUCACUCGGACAAAAAUCAAAACAGCUUUAGAACUAAAAAUGAAAGAGGAGAGGCUGAGAGAAGCUUGUGGACGUGGAGAUCACGAGACUGUUAUUAAUUUACUUUUUACUAGUCCACACCUUGAUAUCAAUAAUUCGGACGAGAAAGGAAGGACACCUCUACAUUUUGCAUGUGCUGGAGGGCAUUAUAAAUGUGUUCAAAUUUUAAUUGAACGAGGUGCAAACGUCAAUGCUGAGGCGGACGUCGCGGGAAACAGGCCUUUGCAUCUAGAGUGCGUCGUAGCAUUGUUGGAAGCAGGGGCUAAGAUAUAUACUGAAGAUGAAUUUCAUCGCGCGCCAUUGUCAGUUGCACGAUCGAGGCUUAACAUUUUGAUAAAGAAUUCGUCAAAAUUGUCAGUUGAUUCAGAAAGUGUAGAUUUCGAAAAAAUGGUUGAAGAUAACGAGCAUACACCUGAAAAUCGAGAAAUUGUUGGACAAGUUUUACAAAUAAUCAAAAUUUUACGACAUUACCUAACCCUCGAAGACCGAGGUCAUAAUGAUAUUCAAGAUUCCGCAAGUAUCCGUGAUUUUUCUAUAUCCAACGCCGAUUCUUCAAUUAGCAAUGUCGAGACUUUGGAUGACUUGACUUCGCAAUUGUCACAGUUGGCAAUUUCCCCAUUGAGCGGUGAAAACGAUGGUACACAAUACUCGUUACCAGAAUCGGCAGUUUUGAGUAAGGUUCAGAACGUUUUGGAGAACUUAAUAAAACAUAAAGCCUAA
Acaulospora colombiana is the source of this 884-nucleotide messenger RNA. Lineage: Eukaryota; Fungi; Glomeromycota; Glomeromycetes; Diversisporales; Acaulosporaceae. The record is from the annotation of a GenBank genome assembly.